Aphanomyces invadans is the source of this 1738-nucleotide messenger RNA. Its product is annotated as glutaredoxin. The transcript is spliced from 5 exons. Bases 16 to 1314 code for a protein of 432 amino acids. Gene Ontology annotation, molecular function: peptidyl-prolyl cis-trans isomerase activity; glutathione disulfide oxidoreductase activity. Gene Ontology annotation, cellular component: fungal-type vacuole; Golgi lumen; cis-Golgi network. The record is from RefSeq and is a predicted model, not a curated record. Gene Ontology annotation, biological process: protein peptidyl-prolyl isomerization; cellular response to oxidative stress. Lineage: Eukaryota; Oomycota; Saprolegniomycetes; Saprolegniales; Verrucalvaceae.
AAAAAGUCGGGUCGGAUGCUGCCUCAUCACCGCGGUGGACGCGGCAAGGCCGGCUCCAGAAUCCCUACGGCAACGUACAUCAAGUACGGAGGAAUCGGCAUCUUCACCUUGCUUUGCAUCAAAUUCCUGUUCUUUGUCGACCCGCUGUCUACGGAAGACUUGCUGUCCUUUGAAACCAAAACGAUGUACCAGUUCACCACCAAGUAUGGGAAUUUCACGGUCGAGCUCUUCCCAAAGCAUGCCCCCUUGACGGUGGAGCACUUUGAACAGUUGAUUGCGUCUGGAUUCUACAAAGAGAACACCGGCUUCUACCGCGCGGAGCCUGGAUUCGUCGUCCAAGGCGGCGGCUUCGUGCACGACAAGCUGUCGCCUCUAGGAAACAUCCCUGUUGAGUACAGUCUUCCCAGCGAAGAGCGCAUGGUGGUGUUGGCUCGCAACAAGGACGCGAUGUCCGGAAACACGGAGUUCUCAAUCAUGUUAACGGACAACUCUGCGAUUAAUUCGCCUCAGGGAACAUCCCCUGGCUUCACCGCGUUUGGUCGCAUCUACUCUGGGUAUCCCUCUGUCGUCGCGAUGGCCAACGACAUGGCGCCAGGUUACUUGGCGAAGAGGAACAAGGAUCAAGUAGUCCCGUUCACGUCCAUUGAGAAAGUGUCCAAGUUGGCCCCGACGACGACGGAACUGCGCGCCAUCUCAGAUGCGAUUUACGACGCAAUGGCCACGCCAUUCAGCGUCGUCAUGUUUAGCAAAACGACGUGCCCAUAUUGCAAACAAGCUAAACUCACGCUCAAGGAUAUUGGUGCCGAAGUCCACGUGGUCGAGCUGGAUCUGCUCCCACCAGCGGUGGCGUCGCAGUACCAAGACGUACUUCAUGCUUACACGGGACGUCGAACGGUUCCAAACAUCCUGAUCCAUAGCAAGUCGAUCGGAGGCGGCGACGACAUUGAGGACCUCAACAAUGCCGGGAAGCUCGUGCCGCUCGUCCAAGCAUCGGGGGCGCUGGCCAAGCAAGGCGUGAUCUUGGAGUCGCUUCGCAAGCACCCCUUGGUCGUGUUCACCAAGUCGUAUGACCCGUACUCGCAAGAAGUUCAGGAAGUGCUCAAGCUGGUUGGCGCCGUCCCCCACGCCAUUGAAAUCGACACACAUCCCAAUGGCGACGCAAUCCUGCACUACCUGAUCAAGAUGACGGGGCGAAAAACAACGCCCAACGUGUUUGUGGGUGGAAAGACCAUCGGCGGCUGCGACGACACCAAGCAGCUCCACGCAACGGGGGAGCUCACGUUGCUGCUGCAGCAGGCUGGGGCGCUCAAGUAAAUGGAACUCUCGACAUUCGGAUACGAUAACGUGGAAGAGAGUUGCGUCUUGCAGCACUGGCUCAAACAUGCGGUGCCAACGUUUGCAUGAGCGGACAACUAUGCAACACCAGUGGUCGUUGUCAUGGCACACCCCUCCAUCCUUACUCUCUCCACUGGCACGACCGUUCAUGUGCAGCUCUAAGAUCGCAAUGGACGACACGAUCGCAGCGCCACGACGACUCCAGACCCCGUCUAGCCACGCCGUCUGCGCCAUGGUUGGUGGCGUCCCCGCUCUCGUGGCAGACCUGCCGCCACGCACGAACAACGACGCUGCUGACAGUGAGUGAAACGGCACUUUGAGACAGGGUAAGAAUUGAUUCGGAACGAGGUAAACUGGUUUUUUUCUUUUUUGAACAGCGACUACGCAGUAAAACUCGUCCAUG